AUGUCGACAAAGCUGGGGAAGAGGAAGGACAGGGAAGAGGACCAGGCUCCCGAAGGUGGCCAUGGUUCGACGCUUUUCGUCUCGAAUCUGCCGUACACCGCGACUUCGGUUGACCUGCAGACGUUGUUCUCGGAUAUCGCGCCUGUGAGGUCGGCGUUUGUCGUGACUGAGCAAGGCACGGGUGUGUCGAAGGGUGUUGGAUAUGUUUCGUUUGCGUUGAAGGAGGAUGCGGAGAGUUGUUAUACCAAAAUUUCCGAGGAGGGUUUGACGCUUGCUGGGCGGCCCAUUCGAGCUCAGUGGGCUGAUAAAAAGAAUCGGCGUAAAGAACCCAAGGAGGAGGGAGAGAAGAAGGAAUCAAAACCGAAACCUGCACAAGCCAAGGCGUUUGUGAAAGUACCUCAUGAUCCCAUGGCUAUUAGGGCGAUUAUCGUCUCUGGUUUGCCUUCCGGAAUCGAUUCCAAAACAUUAUGGAAGAAGAUUCGAAAAUGCCCGGGAGCGGAAAAGCUGGAGUGGCCGCAGAAAAAAGAGAAUGGGGAGGAGGAUCCUUCGACUGCUCAAGUCAUCUUCGCGAAACCAAGCAACGCACAAGACGCCGUAACCAAACUGCACGCGCACGUCUACAAGGGUUCUCUUCUCUCCGUCACCCUCAAGAAACGACUUGAAAAUCUCGCCAAACCGAUCCUGAAAAAAGGGGCCAAGCCGGCUGAGAAUGCGCCUACUGCUGUGGCUCCGAGCCGUGCUAGCCGUCUCAUUGUCAGGAACUUGCCAUUCGAUGUCACCGAGCAAGACCUUAGAGCUCUUUUCCUCCCACAUGGCCCCGUGUACUCGAUCGAUAUCCCCAAGGUGGAGGAGACGGUGAAGGGGAAGGAGGGUGAAGAGGAUAAGGUGGUGCAGAGGAACAAGGGUUUCGCGUUCGUGUGGAUGUUGAGCAAGAAGGAUGCGGAGAAGGCGUUGGAGGCGUGUAAUGGCAAGGCGGUCAAGGCGGGUAUGGCGGAGGAGUUGGUUUUGGAUAAGCAGAAGAAGAAGAAGCAGAGGAGGUUGGAGAAGAAGAUGGCGGCUGCUGCUGCCGCUGCUGCUAAGAAGGAGGGCGCGGAGGGAGAGGAUGGAGCAAAGGGAGAGGAAGACGAGGAGGAGGAUGACGACAAGAUGGAUGUGGAUGAGGAAAAGAAGAAGAGUGCUAAAGAGCGGGUCAUUGCUGUGGAUUGGGCGUUGAGUAAGGAGAAGUGGAAGGAGGAGGUGGCCAAGGCGGAGCAGGUUAAUGUGGACGCGGAGAUGGCAUCUGCCUCUGGCUCGGGCUCGGAGGAUGAAGAUGACGACGAAAGUGGUUCGGGUUCCUCGGGAAGCGAGUCUGAAGAUGAUAGCGAUGACGAGGGACUGGGUGUGCACGGAGAGGACAGCGGGAGUGAAAGCGACAGCCAACCCUCCGAUUCUGACGACGAGGAUUCAAGAGACGAUGACGACGUUCCCGUCAAACCUCAGUUACCACCCCCAGAAAGCGGUACAACACUCUUCAUCCGGAACGUGCCAUGGGAAGCAACCGAGGAUGAUUUGAGGACACUGUUCCGUGCCUUUGGUCCCCUUCGCUAUGCACGGAUAACGAUGGACCCAGAGACCGGGCGCUCUCGCGGUACAGGGUUUGCGUGCUUCUGGAACAAGGAGGAUGCAGACAAAGUCAUCGAGCAGAGCGACAUUCUCAAAGCGGAGACGAUGGGGCAAGCAGCGACGCCCAAGAAGAACCCAUUCAGCCUCCCCUCCAUCUUGACUCCCGAUCCAUCGUCCAGUUUGGCAAGGACAUUGGUUUUGCAUGGGAGAACGCUUGAUGUGGUUAGAGCUGUGACGAGGGAUGUGGCGAGUAGACUCAAGGAGGAGGGUGAAAAGUUGAGGGAGAAGCAGGAUAAGCGCAACAUGUAUCUCUUGCGGGAAGGAGUGAUCUUCCCGAACUCCCCCGCUGCGGCCCACCUCCCACCAGCAGAACUCGAACGCCGCAACUUAUCCUACAACUCUCGCAAAGCGUUGCUCAAGUCCAACCCGUCCCUCUACGUCUCCCGCACGCGUCUAAGUAUCCGCCAGUUACCCAUCUUCGCUACCGAGCGGAUGCUCAAGCGACUCGCCAUCCAUGCCAUCCGUGCUUUCAACAUCGAGUUCAAGGAGGGUAAAAGGGAGGGUCUUACGCCGGAUGAGUUGACGGAGAGGUCGGAAGAGAAUCUGGAAAGGAUUUUGAGGGAGGGUAUUGCGGAGCAGGAGGGGCAGGAGGCGAAGCCUGUGAAAGCUAAGGUGAAGGCGAAGGGCAAGGGAAGGGAUACGGGUGUCAAGCAGGCGAAGAUUGUUCGUCAGGCGGAGCGUGUUGAUCCUAUUACUGGCAAGGGACGGAGUAAAGGAUAUGGGUUCCUCGAGUUGCAUCGACAUGCUGAUGCUCUACGGGUCCUGCGGUGGUCGAAUAACAACCCCAAGGUCAAUAGUUUGUUCGAGGAGUGGUGGCAAGAGGAGAUGAAGGAUAUUUUGAAGAAGGAGCAGGCGAAGAAGGGGGAGGAGAGGGAUGAGGAUAGGAUUAAGAGGAUUAAGAAUGAGAUUGAGGCGUUGGAGGAGGGGGAGAAGAGGAGGGAGGGUAGGGGGAGGUUGAUUGUCGAGUUUUCGAUUGAGAAUGUGCAGGUUGUGCAGAGGAGGGCUGGGGGGAAGCAGGAGAGGCCUAAGGGCAAGGAGGGGGAGAAGGAGGCGGAAGUAUCUCCAAUCAAAAAGGCGCAUGGCGCCUCCGGAAAGAAGGGCCCGUCGAAGCAGAAAGAUGGACGCGACCGCAAUGCAAAGACCACAUCAGAUAACCAGGAGCCUCCAGCGAAGAGACAAAAGAAGAGCAAGGACGAUUCCGAGUCUACUGCUUCAUCGCCUUCGAAACCGAAGAAACCUUUCAAUCCUGUCGGGUCGCUAAUAGGAAGGAAGAGAAAGGCUCGCAAACUCAAAAAGGCGUAG
Coprinopsis cinerea okayama7#130 is the source of this 2964-nucleotide messenger RNA. RefSeq names its product RNA-binding domain-containing protein. The transcript has 8 exons. The record is from RefSeq and is a predicted model, not a curated record. NCBI's taxonomy places the organism in Eukaryota, Fungi, Basidiomycota, Agaricomycetes, Agaricales, Psathyrellaceae. Bases 1 to 2964 code for a protein of 987 amino acids. Gene Ontology annotation, molecular function: RNA binding.